This is a messenger RNA of Colius striatus (speckled mousebird), 1618 nucleotides long. RefSeq names its product ADP ribosylation factor like GTPase 9 (gene ARL9). The coding region runs from base 1 to 675 and encodes 224 amino acids. Gene Ontology annotation, molecular function: GTP binding; GTPase activity. The record is from RefSeq and is a predicted model, not a curated record. The transcript is spliced from 4 exons. NCBI's taxonomy places the organism in Eukaryota, Metazoa, Chordata, Aves, Coliiformes, Coliidae.
AUGGGCACCCGCCCGCGGUCCGCCGCGCUCUGCGGGGCGGCGCUGGCCCUGGCGGGCGGCGCGGCCCUGGUGGCCUGGGCCUGGGUCCGCCUGCGGAACCGGUCCGCGUUGUCCGCCGCCCGCCCUGCCGCCGCUGUCGCCGCCGAUCAGGGUAAAGGACACAGAAAGCAGAUCCUGGUGCUGGGCCUGGAUGGGGCUGGGAAGACCAGCGUUCUCCACUCCCUGGCGACUAACCAUGUCAAACGCAGCGUGGCUCCCACUGAGGGCUUCAAUGCCAUCUGCAUCAACACCGAAGAGUCCCAAAUGGAGUUCCUGGAGAUCGGGGGCAGUGAAUCCCUGCGUUCCUACUGGAAGAUGUACCUGCCCAAAGUGCUGUUGCUCAUCUAUGUUGUGGACUCGGCGGAUCAUGCCCGACUGCCUGUGGCAAAACAGCUGCUUCAUCAACUGAUCCAGAACAACUCCACCCUGCCGGUGGUGGUUCUAGCCAACAAGCAGGACCUCGAAGGUGCAUAUUGCAUCACUGAUAUCCAUGAUGCUCUGGCACUGUCUGAGAUUGGUGAUGAGAGGAAGAUGUUCUUGAUUGGUACCCACGUGGCAGAGGACGGCUCCGAGAUCUCGUCCAGCAUGAAGGAUGCCAAGGAGCUGAUAGUGCAGCUGGUUUUGGAAACACAGUGACAGCUUCAAUGUGAUAAUUGCAGCUGAGGGAGAUCGGGUGUUAGUGCAUAGUCAGUCUGCUGCAUGGCAAACCAAAAUGUACAGCUGUCUUCCUUAUGGGUGUGGAAUUCCUCUGAAAAUGGUGUCUAGUUGAUAAGAAAAGUUUUAAGUUGAUAAGUAGUCUAUUUUUUAGUAUAUUUGUAGGGGAAAAUUAAGUCUUGGACAGUAAAGGGAGCUGAGACGGGCUAAGAAAGCUUCUUGCCAGGUGGGAAUCAAGCAUUGGCUUCAGUGGAAGAAAGUUGUAUUCAGUGAAUUUAACCUGGGUUGAUGUCUUGGGCUUAAAUUGAAAGCUGUUUACUUCCUGGGUUUUACGGAACCCUGUUAACAGUGUUGUUCUGUUAAAAAUGAGACCUCAGUUCUUGACAGUGUCAGAAAUUUAAAGUGCUUUGAGCAGUAAUUUUGAUGGUGACAAUUUUUGUUAUUGCUCUAUUGGAGCUAGCUUUUAAGGGAGUGGCAAGUUAAUCAUCUCUGGAAAUUGGGUUUGGUUACUGCUUCUUCGGUGGCUAAGAACAAGAAAAUGAAAGCCGUAAGACAUUAAGUAUUCCUUCGCCUACAGGGAAAAAAACUGAACAGUGUAAUUUAAGGUAGCGAAUAGAGGCAUUUAAGUUAAAUUGGCACUAAAGGUGGGAGGCUCCUCCCUCAGGCUGAGCCUCUUGUUUCUGUUUAAUCCAGGCUGUCCUCGAGUGAGCAGUCUUAGAUGUGAAAAACCUGUUGUUUUUGAUAGCGAUUUCUGUUAGCACAGCGGGUGAGGAAGAUGAGUUGCUGACGAGUGUCGCUCUCCUGGCGUCCUGGUGAUUGUGCUCAGAGGACGACCAGGAGCAGUUCUGCAACGGACCUGCUUUGCAACCGCGUGUAUUGUAUGAGAGUUUGGAACAGAUGCAUAAAGUGGAAAGUAUCACCCUCA